AUGCGUUUAGGACCUAAUGUUGGGCGUGCAGGCCUGCACGCCAACUGCAGGCCAACUCCCCUGCAGCAGAUUGGCGUGCAGGCCCGCACGCCAAUCUGCGCCUGGCGUGCGGAUUGGCCUAGUGUAGCUAGAAGAGUUCUGCUCUUGGCAUCACUAAGCCUGACACAAGCAAUCCAACACAACAAACAUACUAAGGAUCAACUGCCACUGACGCCAGAUUCGUGGGCACUUCUAGAUUCAGCAGAUUGGAGAGGUCGACAUCAAGGUGGGGUAGAUAAGCUUAAGGAACGUUUUGAAGGUCCAUAUCGGGUCUUACGGGUAAGCAACCAUGGACAAGACGUGGAGCUUGAACUUCCAGAAGGUGACUGUCGACACCCAACCUUUCACAUUUCAAAACUGAAAGCAUACCACAUUCCAGAGGAUGGUGAACAUAUGGAAGCACAGAAGUAA
Molecule: messenger RNA, 450 nt
Organism: Puccinia graminis f. sp. tritici CRL 75-36-700-3
Lineage: Eukaryota; Fungi; Basidiomycota; Pucciniomycetes; Pucciniales; Pucciniaceae
Exons: 2
Coding region: 1-450 (149 amino acids)
Source: RefSeq, a predicted model, not a curated record